Bactrocera dorsalis (oriental fruit fly) is the source of this 4358-nucleotide messenger RNA. RefSeq names its product myb-like protein X. The transcript is spliced from 2 exons. NCBI's taxonomy places the organism in Eukaryota, Metazoa, Arthropoda, Insecta, Diptera, Tephritidae. The coding region runs from base 282 to 3821 and encodes 1179 amino acids. Gene Ontology annotation, cellular component: nascent polypeptide-associated complex; cytosol. The record is from RefSeq and is a predicted model, not a curated record.
AUUUUUUAUAUCUUUUGCAAAGAAAUUUGCGAUAUUAAUAUACCUGCUACUCUGAGGCAGAUGUAUUGCUCGGCAACAAUUGCCGAACUGUGUGUGUAGGAAUGCAAAAUUCGAAAUGUUCGACCAUUUGCAUGCUUGGGCCUUGAGUUUGGCUGAAUAGUCGUCGAUACCACAGUCGUUGUUGCAGCCACGAGUUUUACAGCAGCAGAAUAAUAUUUUUGGUGUGAGGGCGCUUUCAGACUGUAUUAACUUGAUUCAAACGUAAAUUGCAUUCAUAUAAGAUGAAUGUGGAAAAAUUGAGGCGGCUGCAAUCACAAGUGCGGAUAGGAGGCAAGGGUACAGCCCGUCGUAAGAAGAAGGUUAUGCACCAGACUGCCACUACGGAUGAUAAAAAGUUGCAAAGUUCUUUAAAAAAGUUAUCCGUUAGUACCAUACCGGGAAUUGAAGAAGUGAACAUAAUCAAAGACGAUCUAACCGUUAUUCAUUUUAAUAAUCCAAAAGCGCAAGCAUCUCUCUCUGCAAAUACUUUCGCUGUCACCGGACAUGGAGAGACAAAGAAAAUUGUAGAAAUGUUGCCGGAGAUAUUGCCACAGCUGGGUCAAGAGACGGUGGUGCAGCUGCGCAUGUUCGCUAAUUCAAUGACGGGUACAAAGAAAGCGGCGGGAGCUAUGGGCGGUAGUGAUGCGACUGCGAGUACAAAUAUGCUUUAUAGCGUUGUAGAGGAGGACGAUGUACCUAUGUUGGUGAGUGACUUCGAUGAGGUGGCUAAAAUAGAGGCAAUGAAAGUGGGAGAGCAAACUACUACUACUAACGAAAAACCGGCAAUUGAAAAUACAGAAACCAAAGGAGAAUCGGCUGCAGUGUUACCACUCUUAUCGGAAGCUAAGGGUAAUGAGAAUGGAAACAAUGUGCAACCGUUGGAAAGUUUAAAUUUAAAUGUAAUAUCAAACGAAAAGUUGGAAAUACGGAACGGAAAUGAAACUAAUGUUAAAAAGCAGGAAAUAAAUACAGAAAAAGAAAACUUAAAUAGAACUGAGAAGCUAAAUAUCAAAUCAACAAGUGAUGUAGGAAAAAAUAAAGAGACGCAAAAGAAGAAUGAAAAAAAAUCACAACAAAAACAGGAACCUGCCAGGCAAAAAUCUAAGCUUGAAAAUAAGAGUCAAAACCCCAUUAAAGAUAAUGAGAAACCUGAUGAAAUUGCUUCAAAAAGUACAACUUUAAAAUUAGACGACAACAGAGAAGUUGACGAAUCUAGUAAAGAUGAUGUUACUGAUGUGAUCGAAUCGGAAAAGUCAGUACAAAUAAGAUCCAAAAAUGUAAAGAAUAAUGGGGAUAAUCAGCAAACAAAACAAUUACAGCAAAGGUCGGCGAAGGCAGAACUACCAGCUGCAACAAAGGCGAAGGAAAAACAAAUGGGACCAGAAUCAAACUCUCAGCAAAAACAAGUAGGUCUAAAAGAAAACGAAGGCAAAAAUAUCGAAAAACAAGGUGAAAGUCAACAAACCAAUGCGAGUUUAGAUUCAAUAGAACUUGUAAAUAUUGAACAACAGUCAGACGAUCAGAAUCAGACACAAAAACUUCCCCUGCAACAACAACAAAAGAGUGAGUCACCAAUAAAACAAAAAAAUAAACAGCCUCAACAAAAACAACAAAACCAAGUAAGCCAGAAAAAAACGGAUACUGAGAAAGGAUUGAAAAAAGCGGAACUUCUUCCAAAAUCAGGUAAGCAGGACGAGAAACAAACUAUAAAAUCAUCCAAAGAAAAGCCCGCUGACAAGAGUGCUGAAUCAAAAAAGACAAGCAAUGAAAAACAAUCUGAAAGUACUAAAAAGAAUGUAAAAGAAUCGUCAGAUAAUCAAAAAAAGUCAGACGCUCAAAUUAAAAGCUCACAAGAAGUGAAGGCAGUUUUGGCAGAUGAUGGAAAAGAAUCCAAAAAAGCUGAACCUCUUCCAGAAUCAACUAAGGACGCGAAUCAGCAACAGCAAUCUGAUUCUGUAGAGGGGGAGCCUUUCAAAAGUCAGCAAGAAUUUGUAACGGAAGAGGCAGAUAAGCCAAAACCGGAAAGUCAACAAGUUGAAAAAACCAAUAAAGAUAUAUUAUCUAUAGAACCCACUAUAGAAACCGGAAAGCCAGCCGAAACGGAUAUACAACCACCAGACUUAUCCAUCAAAACUGUUGCCUUACAAUCAUUAGAAUCUAGUGAGAAAAUGAUGCAGAUAGUAAAUGAAAUUGCUAAAGAUAUUCUGAUAGAAAAUUUGAACAACCUGUCAGAGGAAACUAUUAAAAAUAAGUCGCUACCUGAACUUCCAUCUGAUCAACAGGAAGUGGUAGAAAAAACGGUUGAAUCCGUGCUAAAUGAGGAACUAGAAGCAACAAACACAUCUGUUGAAAAAACACAAGAGAAAGAGUUGAACACCGACAAUCAAAAGUCCCAAAGUCUAUUGCCUAAAACAAGCUUGGAAGUUGUUGAAGAUCUUGAUAGUAAUGUAGAGUCAUUAAACAAAGAUUCAGACGUAAAGGGCGUUAUUAUUGUUAAAGAAAAAUUACCUAGUGCUGAAAAAGAGAUCAUUGCAGACAGUCCAUCAUUAACAGAUACAAUUCUUCCGAAAGUAGGCGAAAACAAUGAUACAAGUAUGACAGUAGUGGAACAGAUUCCUAAUGCGCAGAUACUUGAAUCGCAAAAGGUUGCUACGCCAGAGGGCGGCACUUUAGGUGAACAAUUAGCGAAACAGCCUACAUUGGCUGAGAUAGUACAAUCACUGCCACCGGCAAUACCUUUGCCCACAUCGCAAAUACCUGCCAAUAAUAAUAAAAUCGACGAUGUGAAUAAUGAAAAAUUUAUUGCUAUAGAUUCGGCAAACAAACAGCCAUCAAUGGCCGAAAUACUACAGUCACAACCACCGAUAAUACUACCGGCUGCAGUCUUAUCCUCACCAAACAAUACUAUAAAUAUUGAAGUGAAGGAUAUUCAGAAGUCAGAGAUAUUGAAUAAAGCAGAUGUAAAAGAAUUGCAGUUAGAUUCAAGCGAUACCGUUGAAAAGGAGCAAUUGUGUCAACCGCAAGACCAAGGAUCUAUUACCCCCGAACUAUCAACAUCAUCGACUGGCAAUGUGUCAGUUGUUGAUGGAAAACCUGCACCCAUAUCAAUAAGCCCCAAACAAAAGGCAUCACCACCAAAACAGGCCACAAAUAUUAAGAACUCGAACGAAACGUCGAAACAACAGCCAAAGCCAUCUACAGCAGGCGAUGCUAAAUUAAAGUUGGUAACGAAGCCGCAACCGGGGCAACAGCUUCAACAACAACAAACAUCAAAAGUUAAAUCAAAACCAACGAAUAACAACAAAUCGACACCAACGACACCAAUAACGCCAACAACGGCAAACACACCCACGAAGUUGUCACCCGAAAAAGGAACAACAGAUAAACAGCAGCCAAUAAUUCCCGUUACAAAGGCGGCUCCUGAUGCAGCACCAAAAAAGGCAAAUUCACCGCAAAAACAACAACAAACGGAUACAUCAGCAAAAUCUAAGACAACAUUGGGAGCAAGUACUAAAUCUGCACGACCUAAUACUGGAAAUACCGGGACAACAUCUGGCACUACUAAGAAAGCAAACACACCACCAGCAACAAGUAAAACAAAUGCAAACACUGGUGGAAAACAGCAAAAAAUUAACGUAAAAGGAACGGUUUCCGGUACGCAAACAGUCGCUGAACAACCCCGAGUUUUGGUAGAAACGAAAUCAGUACCAACAACACCGCCAACCUCGUCACCAACUAUUGAAAAUACUGCUAUAUCGAACAAACCAUCCCUUUCGAAAUAAUGAAACUUCUCCCCCAAUAUGAUGAGAAGUUUUAGUUGAGUUUAAUUAUGUUGCAUUGUUCUUACUUUCAUUCAUGCUUUUAUGAAUUACUCUCAAUGAAUAUUUUAACUUGCUAUUGCAUUUGCAUUUUGUGAAUUUUUAUUUGUUCAAAGCUCCUCUGAUGGUUCAUUCAUGAAUUCAUUAAUUUUUGUAUUCAUUCUUAAACAUUAUUUCAACAUAUACUAACCGGCUAUCAUAGAUGCCUAUACAUCACAUAUAAAAUAUUCAUACUAAUAUGUUCAUGCUAAAACAGUUUUCACCACUAACACCGUUUUAAAGUUAGCGUUUCUUAAAAUAAAAACAAGAAAAGGUUUCAGUAGAUAUACGAAGCAAAAAGGAAGCAUAUAGUUUUCAAAUAGAUCCACAUCUAUUUGAUUUUUGAACAUCGAUUUAGAUUUAUUUUUGGUUGUUUAUGCUUUGCUUAGUUUUAAGUGUUGUAAAGAACCAAAAUGUAAUUCUAAAUUAAUAACUGAAAAUAAAUUGUAUUACUGAAACUAA